GUGGGCGAUUGUAUGGAUCUCGCUGAGGACCUGUUUGGCUCAUCCCACCUUUUGCUGUGGUAUCUGGCCUAUUUCUAGAACUUUUCAAUUCUUUUUCUUUUUCUUCUUUUUUUACUUUCCCUACCUAAACAAACUCCCCUCUGCUUCUGCCGUAAAACCAACCUGUUUCCUGCAAUUCCCUCAAAGCACACCUGUCCAAAGAAAUUUGACCACUACGGAGUAUAACAAACACACACGCAUAUACCCACAUCAAGAAGAAACAUACAAAAAGAAGCAAAGAUGGCGGAAACAAUGAAGGACGGCAAGUUUCCCCACGACAACAUGGUGGCGCCCAAGUCGAACCGCGUCAUGCCCCUCUUCUCGCUCAAGGGCCGCACCGCCAUCGUGUCUGGUGCUGGUGCCGGUAUCGGGCUUGCCGUGGCGGAGGCGUUUGCCGAGGCUGGCGCCAACGUCGCCAUCUGGUUCAACAGCAACAAGGAGGCGCACGAGCGCGCAAAGGAUAUCGAGCGCGAGUAUGGUGUUACUUGCAAGGCAUACCAAGUCAACGUGACGUCGUACGAGGAGGUUGAGAAGGCGAUCAACCAAGGCGUCAAGGACCUCAACGGCCGCCUCGACGUCUUCGUAGCCAACUCCGGCGUCGCAUGGGAGCAGGGCCCCCUGAUAGAUGGCGGGCUGGACCACUACAAGAAGGUCAUGACGACCAACAUGGACGGCACCAUCUACUGCGCGCGGGUAGCGGGACAGCACUGGCGCAGGCAAAAGAAGGAAGGAACGACCAUUGACGGCAAGCCGCUCGAGAACUACACGUACGGAAGCUUCAUCGCGACAGGCUCCAUGAGCGGCCACAUCGUCAACGUGCCGCAGUUGCAGACGGCAUACAACGCGGCCAAGGCCGGCAUCAUCCACAUGUGCCGCAGCUUGGGUGUCGAGUGGACCGGGUUCGCCAGGGCAAACUCAGUGUCGCCGGGCUACAUCAACACCGAGAUCUCGUCCUUCGCCCCAGCGGAGGUCAAGAACGCCUGGAAGGACAAGAUCCCCAUGGGCAGGGAGGGAGAAACCAGCGAGCUCAAGGGCGUCUACUUGUACCUGGCAUCAGAUGCGGCGUCGUACACGACCGGAACGGAUAUCUGCGUUGACGGUGGUUACGCGGCGCCGUGAUUGGGUGGGAGACUGUAAUGAGGUUGGGGGAUACUGUUAAAUGUAGAGUGAGGGGCUUGAUUCUAUUGGCUGAGUUGGGUUUUGAGGGGAAAAUGAGUGUGGUAGUAGGGAUUACGAGAUACCAGCUUAAUGUCCAGAGAGAUAAGAUACCUAUUCCAAGCGUGACUUGUUACCAUGGCAAGGCUGACUGUUUCAGACGACUCAAGAGUUCGACCGAUGUGUGU
Pyricularia oryzae 70-15 is the source of this 1382-nucleotide messenger RNA. Its product is annotated as sorbitol utilization protein SOU2. Lineage: Eukaryota; Fungi; Ascomycota; Sordariomycetes; Magnaporthales; Pyriculariaceae. The transcript has 2 exons. Gene Ontology annotation, cellular component: intracellular anatomical structure. Bases 280 to 1158 code for a protein of 292 amino acids. Gene Ontology annotation, molecular function: oxidoreductase activity, acting on NAD(P)H, oxygen as acceptor. The record is from RefSeq and is a predicted model, not a curated record.